UACCUGAGCGCUUUGCUGAGGAGGCAAUCCACCUCCGGACUCAAUUACAGUGUACUCCAUGACUUCGACCAAAGCACGUCGCUCUCAUCGCGCUCAAAGACACUCAAUCAUUCCAUUGCACGCCGGCUCGGGAAUCAUGGUCCUCAUCAAAACCUCUCAUCAUCCCAUCCGCCUGAUCCUGGUCUCACUCAUCCAGCACGAAAUUGAAUCACAAAGCUAGGGUUCGGAAAUCCAACGCCGAAGAACCAUUUCCUGCUUAUUGCGCAGAGCUCCUGGUCCUGGACAGUUGGCUAUUGUUCCGCGCGUUGACAAGUCCAAGGCGCGGAGAUGAGAUCGCAAGACGCCACAAAUCGCCGUCAAGCAGCUCGAGCUUCUGCUAAUAAUUCGUGCUACUUUGGCAAUCCUUGCGAUGCCUGCCGUUGGGAAAUCGAGCCAUCUCACGGAAACGUUCUGGACAGGCCUGGACCUUGGAUCUCGGUCAUCAGUAUGGUCCAUCACCACUUUCUCGUCGAAUGGUUCUCCUUCGACCUUCUUUCCAGACCAAGACACGCGGCACCAAGUCCGAUGACGCAUCUUG
This is a messenger RNA of Zymoseptoria tritici IPO323, 577 nucleotides long. RefSeq lists its product as uncharacterized. NCBI's taxonomy places the organism in Eukaryota, Fungi, Ascomycota, Dothideomycetes, Mycosphaerellales, Mycosphaerellaceae. The record is from RefSeq and is a predicted model, not a curated record. The transcript has a single exon. The annotation marks the transcript as partial.